AUGGGCGGCUCCAACAGAGAAGGUUCGUUUACACACUUUGGCAAGCUAUAUUCCGACAGACAGAGAACUAACCCCUCCAUUACAGGCGGCAAGGUCAAGCCCUUGAAGCAGGCCAAGAAGGCCCAGAAGGACCUCGACGAGGACGAUAUGGCCUACCUCGAGAAGAAGCGCGCCGGUACAUACUCUCGAAUACCAGAAACAUCGCAGACACAGCUGGCUGACUACAAUACAGAUGAGAAGGCUCGCAAGGAGUUGGCUGCCAAGGCCGGAGGCAAGGGCCCUCUCAACACCGGUGGCCAGGGCAUCAAGAAGAGCGGAAAGAAAUAA
Fusarium venenatum is the source of this 327-nucleotide messenger RNA. The record is from RefSeq and is a predicted model, not a curated record. Lineage: Eukaryota; Fungi; Ascomycota; Sordariomycetes; Hypocreales; Nectriaceae.